This is a messenger RNA of Penicillium griseofulvum, 3564 nucleotides long. It is a transcript of the gene pmcB, whose product is annotated as putative calcium-translocating P-type ATPase(PMCA-type). Lineage: Eukaryota; Fungi; Ascomycota; Eurotiomycetes; Eurotiales; Aspergillaceae. The transcript is spliced from 5 exons. The record is from RefSeq and is a predicted model, not a curated record. Gene Ontology annotation, cellular component: membrane; intracellular membrane-bounded organelle. Gene Ontology annotation, biological process: intracellular calcium ion homeostasis; calcium ion transmembrane transport. Gene Ontology annotation, molecular function: P-type calcium transporter activity; ATP hydrolysis activity; ATP binding. Bases 1 to 3564 code for a protein of 1187 amino acids.
AUGGCGUGGAAUCAACCAGACCCAGCCCGGCUGAUGGUUCAAAAUGCCUCACAUCGACCAUCACAGUCGAUCGAUGGCGAUACAUUGCGUCCGCGGGCGGGCUCAUUCGCGUCUUCUGCUGAUACCGUAGUUCGCUCACGGGCGAACUCCGAAGUAAAUUCUUCCAAAGAUGCUUACGACGAUGUAUCGCUAUCUGAUGCUUUGAAACCCGAUCCGCGCAAUGAAUCUGAUUUCCAAGUCGAGGAUAAUCGCUUUGCCUUUUCACCCGGUCAACUAAACAAAAUGCAGAACCCAAAAUCCCUAGCUGCUUUUCAUGCUCUUGGCGGCUUGCAGGGUCUAGAGCGUGGUCUGCGCACAGAUCUAAAUGCAGGCUUGUCAAUAGAUGAAGGCCGGUUGGAGGGAAAGGUCGAGUUCAAGGAUGUGGCUCCGCAACAAACUACAGAGAAAUCUUCAACAGUCAACACGGCGCCGGCGCCGGUGUCGGCGGGUAAUGGUUCACCCUUUGAAGACCGUAUCCGUGUCUUCAGUCGGAAUAAGCUACCCGCGAGGAAAUCGACCGGGUUCCUGACACUGCUUUGGAUGGCUUAUAACGACAAAAUCAUUAUCCUAUUGACUAUCGCUGCCGUGGUCUCGCUAUCUCUGGGGAUAUACGAGACCGUGUCAGAAGGCACAGGCGUCGACUGGGUGGAAGGAGUCGCCAUCUGUGUGGCUAUUCUGAUUGUUACAAUUGUCACAGCUGCCAACGAUUGGCAGAAAGAGAGACAAUUUGCCAAACUCAACAAACGGAACGAUGACCGUGAAGUCAAAGUCACACGCUCAGGAAAAACCAAUAUGGUAUCAAUCUACGAUAUCAUGGUCGGUGACAUCCUCCAUCUUGAAGCAGGCGAUUCCAUCCCCGCGGAUGGCAUUCUAGUUACAGGUUACGGUGUGAAGUGCGACGAGUCUUCCGCCACCGGCGAGUCAGAUCAAAUGAAAAAGACCCCCGGCCAUGAAGUCUGGCAGCAAAUUGUCGACGGCAAGGCAACCAAGAAACUCGAUCCGUUCCUGAUCUCCGGUAGCAAGGUGCUUGAAGGCGUGGGAACUUAUGUCGUCACCAGUGUUGGACCCUAUUCUACAUACGGACGGAUCUUGCUAUCGCUGCAGACUCCUAACGACCCAACGCCGCUUCAGGUCAAGCUGGGCAAGUUGGCGGAUUGGAUUGGAUACUUGGGUACAGCGGCUGCUGGUAUUCUGUUCUUCGUCCUGCUCUUCCGAUUUGUCGCCGAUCUUCCUAAUCACCCAGAGAGGAACGCUACUAUGAAAGGCAAAGAGUUUGUGGAUAUUCUUAUUGUUGCUGUCACGGUUAUUGUCGUCGCUAUUCCAGAGGGUCUUCCACUGGCAGUAACGCUGGCUUUGGCUUUUGCUACCACUCGAAUGGUCAAGGAGAACAAUCUCGUUCGUGUCCUUCGCGCAUGCGAGACAAUGGGCAAUGCUACAGUCAUCUGCUCUGAUAAAACAGGUACAUUGACACAGAACAAAAUGACUGUUGUGGCUGGAACCUGGGGCUCGGAUCGGGCCUUCAGUCAGAGGACCGAAGAUGAAGACGUCGAGGGUUCGAUGACUAUUUCAGCGGUUUCCCAGCAAUUAUCGGCUCCCAUCAAAGAUCUGAUCAUUAAGAGCAUCGCUUUGAACUCCACUGCCUUUGAGCAGGAAAAAGACGGCGCCAUUGAUUUCGUCGGUAGUAAGACUGAGGUCGCGAUGCUUCAAUUGGCUCGGGAUUACAUGGGCAUGGAUCUUGUCUCGGAGCGUGGCUCCGCCGAGAUCGUCCAAUUGAUUCCUUUCGACUCCGCCAGAAAGUGCAUGGGUGUUGUUUACCGUGUCCCUGGUGCUGGCUACCGAUUGCUCGUCAAGGGAGCGUCCGAGUUGAUGGUUGGCGUCUGCACCUCGGAAAUCAUCAACAUUGAUACGUCCAAAGAGAUGCCCGAUGUAGAGCAGCUUUCUGAGACACAGAAGCAGCACCUCCUCGAGCUCAUCGAUGGUUAUGCUCACAAGUCUCUUCGCACGAUUGGCAUGGUCUACAAGGAUUUCGCUGCCUGGCCACCGGCAGAGGGCAAACAGUCUGAUGAUUCGGCGAACUUCGAUGAUGUCUUCCACGGUAUGACCUGGGUCGGAGUCGUGGGUAUCCAAGACCCUCUUCGUCCCGAAGUCCCAGAUGCCAUUCGCAAAUGCCACUCGGCAGGUGUCCAGGUCAAGAUGGUGACUGGUGACAACGUUGCCACUGCCACUGCCAUUGCAUCUUCGUGCGGAAUCAAGACGGAAGAUGGAUUGGUCAUGGAAGGUCCUAAGUUCCGCCAACUCACCAACGCGGAGAUGGACGAAGUGGUUCCGCGUCUGCAAGUGCUCGCACGAUCGUCUCCUGAUGACAAGCGUAUCUUGGUCGAACGACUCAAGGCGCUUGGUGAAACUGUCGCUGUAACAGGUGAUGGUACCAAUGACGGUCCGGCUUUGCGGACUGCGGAUGUCGGUUUCUCCAUGGGUAUUGCUGGCACUGAGGUCGCGAAGGAAGCGAGUUCGAUUAUUCUUCUGGAUGAUAAUUUCAAGUCCAUCAUCACAGCGAUCGCGUGGGGACGAGCUGUCAAUGACGCCGUUGCCAAGUUCUUGCAGUUCCAGGUCACUGUCAACAUCACAGCUGUCGUCCUCACUUUCGUGUCAUCUGUAUACAGCAGUGAUAACGCCAGUGUUUUGACAGCUGUGCAGCUUCUCUGGGUGAACCUGAUUAUGGACACCUUCGCCGCUCUCGCUUUAGCCACUGAUGCCCCGACUGAACAAAUUCUCGACCGCAAGCCUGUCCCCAAACACGCCUCCCUCUUCACAAUGACCAUGUGGAAAAUGAUUCUCGGCCAAGCAGUGUACCAGCUCGCCGUCACAUUCAUGCUCUAUUUCGCAGGCGAAAAGCUCCUCGGUUCCCAUCUCAGCUCAGAUCCCGAGACACGCACGAAGGAACUCUCGACUGUGGUGUUCAACACAUUCGUAUGGAUGCAGAUCUUCAAUGAGUUCAACAACCGCCGUCUCGACAACAAGUUCAACAUCUUCGAAGGAAUGUUCCGCAACUACUGGUUCCUAGGAAUCAACGCCAUCAUGGUCGGCGGUCAGAUCAUGAUCAUCUACGUGGGCGGCAAGGCAUUCUCCGUGACUCGCUUGAGCGGCACCCUCUGGGGCGUGUGUGUUAUCUGUUCUAUUGCCUGCUUGCCCUGGGCCAUUGUGCUUCGAACCAUUCCAGACUACCACUUCGGGAUUGUGUUCAAUGCUGUUGUUGGUGGCAUGGCUGUUGUUUUGCGCCCGAUUGCUAAGGUGUUCAAGACCAUUGGCCGUGGUAUCAGGUCUUUCUUUAGACCUGUGAAGCGUUUCACUCGUCGUGUCUUCAAGAAGAAGUCAAAUGAUGCAGUCGAGUUGAAUUCGCAGCCUGAAAACUCUGAUCCUGAAGAUGCUCCUAAGACACCUGAGAGCAAGGAAAAGUCCCCUGAGCGUCCUACUACACCCCCCCUUGUCGUGGUGCCUCCUAUCACGAUUACGACCUCUCCUUAG